UGGGCGCCCGCGGUUUCCAAAGACCCGCCCCUGCGCGCCAGUGGUGGGCGGAUGGGCGCUAGGAGCUGCACUUAAAAGGCGGGGAAUCGCUAGCCGCAAGAUUUUUCCUCGACAGAUCCUGCCGCAGUGUAUUCCUCCCGCACCACUCGCCUCCACCCGUCGCUGCCACCGCCGCCGCCUCGCCUGGAGCCUCCGGGCGUCCCACCAUCGCCCUCCUCCAAGCCCUGCCUCGAGGUAAAGCGUAUCAGGCUGAGCCGCCCGGCCCUCAACCCCAGCGCCGCCCGCAGUGCUCGCUCUGGUGGGUGUGGCCGGACUCGGCCCGCUACCGCUGCUGCAGCCGCCGCGGCACUUCGGUCUCCCCUCGCCUCCCGCCGCCGCCGCCGCGUUUCGGCUUCUCGCUGCCCUUAGUUCCCCACCCCUAUUGCCUGCGCCCCUAGACCCCGACCCAGUCAAGAUGUCCGAGGCGGCAGGAAAUCUCAAUAGCCUUCGCAUGGCAAACGUAGCCUUGCGAGAAGAAUUAAAUGCCCUUCGUGGGGAGAAUGCCAGUUUGGGCCUUCAGCUUGGAAGAGCCCUGGCUGAGGUGAAUUCCUUGCGAGGCAAUGUCUCGAGCUACAUCCGCUGGCCAGUGCCCAUAGUGCCCGUACUGGCCGAGGAGAACUUUGAGUUCCCGCUCAGUGAGAUCGACACCAUUACUGAGGGAGAGGUGCCCUUCCUGUGCUGGCCUCCCCCACGCACAGACUCUGAGUACGUCUCGAACGAUCUUUUGAUUAACGUGGUCCAGGACUACACCACUCCCGACGGGUCAGCCGAGCCUCCCCUGUCCCCUAGCCCACCCCCGCAGGAGCUGCCCUCACCGGCGUCAAAGGAGCCGCCCCCACAGCCCUUUCUGCCACCUCUGGAGCGGCCUGACAUAGAACCCUUUUCCGGCAACCCAGUCUACCUGGCAGAAUUCCUGAUGCAGCUGGAGACCUUCAUAGCUGACCAUGAGAAUCAUUUCCCUGGGGGCGCUGAGCGGGUGGCUUUUGUGAUCUCCUUUUUUAUUGGAGAAGCUAGGGACUGGGCCAUCUCAGUCACCCAGGAAGGAAGCUCCUUGCAUGCCAACUUUCCGCGCUUCCUGGAUGAAAUCCGUAAGAAAUUCUGUGGCCCCAUCCCCCCGCGCGUGGCUAAAAAGGCCAUCCGUAAGCUCAAGCAGGGAGACUGUACUUUGGGCAGCUACGCUGAUGCUUUUCAGUACCUGGCCCAAUUCUUGUCUUGGGAUGACUGCCGCCUCCAAAACCAAUUUCUCAAAGGCCUGUCGGAAUUCUUUCGAAAGGAGCUCUUAUGGUCAACUGAAAUGGCUGACCUGGAUGAGCUGAUUCUUGAGUGUGUGGAGAUAGAAAGAAAAGUGCGUGUCCCCAAGCCAGUCCCGCUCCCUGGGGUUCUCAAUGUGGUUUUCCCUUUUGCUUCAAAUCCUAAUGAGGAUGAAACCGGAGGUGAAGAGUGCUACAGUGAGGAUGAGGAUGGAGAGGCAUGUAGGAGUGGGCUUUACCUGAAGGACCAGGCCAGGCACAUGAGGGUUUUCCAGCAGGAGAUGAGGGGGGAGGAGGAGGAAGAGGAGGAAGAAAAGGAAGAGGAGGAUGAAGAGAUGAGGAAGGAGGAGGAAGAAAUGAAGGAGGAAGAAGAUGAAGAGGAGGAUGAGGAUUAUGAUGAGGAGGAUGAAGAGGAUGAGGAGGAUGAAGAAGAGGAGGAGGAGGAAAAGGAGGAAGAGGAGGAGGAGAUGAAACCAAAAGAAGAGGAAGAGAUGAAGAAAGAUGAGGAUGAUGAUGGGAAUAAGGGUGAUGAAGAUGUAAUUGAGGUUGGAAGCCAGGAGCCAGAGCAGGAGCCAGAAGAGGGGCAAGAACGAGUGGUGAUGUAUAGUGAGCUGGAGGCCCAUCUUCUGGCCCACCAUCUUCAUCAUCAUCAUCACCAUCACCACCACCACCAUUUGCACCAGCUGAUGGAGAUGGAGGAGCCUGUCCUUGUUGACACAUCAACCCAAACCAUUAGCUCUGCAAUAUACCAUGCUGAGAAUUUCCUGGACGAAUCCCCUCCUGUACAGCCUAGCAGGCGGAGGAACCAGAAUCGAGUUCCACUCCUGGAGGGCCUUCCAGGCACCAAUUCACCAUUCUAUAGCUCACCGCCACUGAUUCGCCGUGCAGGUCGCAUGGGGCAGCGCCAAAUUCGAAGACGUCCCCCGGUGCUAUUCCGCCUCACUCCGAGACAGGGGGGGCACCGUGCUGCCCGUGGCCGAAUUCGAGUGUGAGUACUGGGACCACCUGGAACACACCCUUCUACUGCGUCCCCUGCCCCUGCUAUUGCUGCCACAUGUGCUCCAUCUACUGACCAGUUCUUAAGAGAAUUCCAGACCUGAACAAGCUGAAGAAAACUUGCAGAAUUCCAUACUGUGUUGCAACCUGAACAGAGAGCGACAUGUGUCCAACCAAGGCCACUUGGAAAAGGAAGGACAACGAUAGUUGUCCUAUUGCACAUAUUCUGCUCAGUCCUGCCAACCAGCCAGAGAGCAGGUUUCUGGGCCUGUCCCCAUAAAUGAACUGGUCACCCUUUUGUGUUCCUCUCUAAUUUUCCCCAGCUCUCUCUCUCCUGUGUUUCUUUACCCUGUUUUAUCCUCAGACUGGCUCACCAGGACUUCACCCAAAGCCUCACCGAUCUGCCCCAGUGAUUAAAAGGACAGGCUGUAUGGCAUUCCUAAAGCCACUGAGGCCAUUUACUAGGUAAAACUGAUGGCGAGCAGUAUGGCACCAAGAAAUGUACCUAGAAGCCUAUGCUUAUUUCAUGCCAUACUCCAGCAAAAGGACCUGCAAGAGGACCCCACAUUUAGCUCAGUGGACAACUUGACUGAAAUUUGUCCUUGAAAGAAUGGCAACCUGAGUUUCCCAGCACCUAAGUUUACUUUCCUCCAGAUUUCUGUAGCAGGGCCUUUGGAUCAGCUUGGUCAAAUCUGGGGCUCUCUCCUCUUACUGUACUGGCCACCUGACUGUCCCUGCAACAGAGUUCAAGGUGUCAGCCUCUGCCCUUUUCCUUGAUUUUGCCUAACGGGUAGGCAGCUGGGGAUUGGGAAUAGGAAGUGGAAGAGGGUCACACAACUCAAUUUGACAUUCUAAGGAGUGGAUUGCUCCUUAGAAGGGAUGGAGGUCUGCCCCUACCACCAGGCCUUAGACUACAGCUCCAGCCAAGGGUCUUUGCAGGUGACUUUCCAUCUUUAAACUUUCAGAAGAAGUCCAUUAUCCUUGCCUUCCAGAACAGCCAGAGAGAGAGAGAGACAGAGACAUAGACAGAGAACAGAGGAAGAGGAAGGUUGGCUCUGCAGAGACUGUACCCGCUGCAGCCUCACAGCUGGGACAUCCCUGUGGCUGUCAUGAGGGCUCAGCCUCUGGCCUGCUGUUGUGCUUCAGCUAAACACUGACACUGAAGGGUAUGGCUGUUUCCAGGGCACUCCUAGGUGCUUCUUAUAAAGAGACCUGUUGCUUGCCCUGGGUCCAGAAAACACUGCUUUUGCAAUGAAAAAUACACAUUUACUAUUUCGGCUGUGGCCAUAAAAUGCCAGCCAAAUUGGCAACUAGCCCAAACUGCCCCUGGACACUGAACUUUCUGUGCAGGCCUGGCACGUGGGCAAGUGCAGCCAAAGUGGCUGUGGCCAGAGAGAAGAAAACAGUAAAAGAAGUCUCUGUUCCUUACGGGAGUCUGACAGGUAACCUCAGCCCAGCCUUAGGAUAUUGGGCCCGGAGCUCAGAGGAAGGAACUGGAGGAAGAGGAGUCAGAGACCCAGUCCUCAGACUGGUUUUGGGUGAGAUCUCUAUCCAUCAGGAGGAGCUGAUUUCUUCAGGAGGUAAUUCCAGAAGAGGAAUUGCUACUCUUUGAGGCUGCGGACCCUGUUUGCUGAUGUUGACCCACUGGCCCUUCUGCCCGUGUGCUGGUGGAGAAGCACGAUGAACAGGUGCCUUGCACCCCCACUUCUGGGGAGCCAUCAGCACAGGCCCUGCCUGUUCCCAUGGUCCCAUGGUGCUUCCCACCCUGAACCCUUGUAGCACUAGCCAGGGAGAAAGCAGAGGAACAGUGAGCUGAUUUUCAGGCCUCUGGGGGCAGAGGGGGUUGGGCUUCCCUAUGACCCCCUCCCCACUUUCCCAGAUCUUCAAUAUUUGUUGUGAUGUGACAGCCACAAAAGCUGUAAGAACUGUGGGCUUUGGGUGCCUCCUUGUUAAGAGGGUGGGUGGGGGGGGGGAAUGCAUGCAGGGGUAUGGAGGCAGCUCAAGGAUUCCCAGAACCUGGGGAAGAAACUCCUUCGAAAUAAAUGUGUUAUUGUUAUUAUUGUGUUAUUGCUGUAUUAUUGUGUUGUGAAGAUAAGAAGUUUUACUCUGUACGCUAAUGCUUUCUCUCCUCAAUAAAAAUAUAAAGGGUGUGUAAA
Messenger RNA from Cavia porcellus (domestic guinea pig), 4441 nucleotides. RefSeq names its product retrotransposon Gag like 5 (gene Rtl5). The transcript is spliced from 2 exons. The coding region runs from base 455 to 2281 and encodes 608 amino acids. NCBI's taxonomy places the organism in Eukaryota, Metazoa, Chordata, Mammalia, Rodentia, Caviidae. The record is from RefSeq and is a predicted model, not a curated record.